Messenger RNA from Drosophila subobscura, 672 nucleotides. Its product is annotated as glycine-rich cell wall structural protein. The record is from RefSeq and is a predicted model, not a curated record. Bases 288 to 662 code for a protein of 124 amino acids. The transcript is spliced from 2 exons. NCBI's taxonomy places the organism in Eukaryota, Metazoa, Arthropoda, Insecta, Diptera, Drosophilidae.
UCCGUCUCAUAUAUAUUCAGCAUAAUCCAUUGAGUCGCGACGCUGACCGGUGCGAGCGUGGUCUGCCGCCUGAUCUUCCAGAGAUCCCGAUUGUUUAGUUUUUUAUGGGAAUACGAGUACUUAACGAAAAAUAAACCAUUUAAAAGUGCUAGAGACCGCAAUGUGUCACCAUCUUCAUCAGCAUAAUCGCUCACCAGAUCCCAACUCCGUUCCAAGGGUAUAAAUAGAGGAGCGCUGCGUAGAUCGUGGCCAGAACCGGGUUAGAAACGCACACAGGAAGAACCACCAUGAGAAUACGAGCUCCCUUCUGGAUGAUCCUCACGCUGCUGAUUGCCAGCUGUGUGGACUGGAGCAGUGCUCUGUUUCUGAAGGGUUGGAAGAAGUCCAAGGGCUAUGGAGGAGGGUAUGGCUACAGCGGCUAUGGCAACUCUGGUUAUGGAAAUUACGGGAGCUAUGGCAACUAUGCUGGUGGCUAUGGCUAUGGCUAUCCAUCGUAUCAGUCAUACGAAGGCGGUUAUAGGGGCGGCAGACGACCCAACUCUGGCCAACGCAAGGGACGCACCUACUCGGAAAUCGCACGAGUCCUGAAGCCCGACGGCUACGUGGGUCUCGGUGGCAGUCGCUUCCUGCCCCGCACACCAUUCUCAGUCUUCUGGGGCUGAGCAUUAACUA